AUGAUAUUCGACAAGCAGCAUAUCAGACACUGCAUUCUGUUGGUUUUCCAACUGGAGAAAAAUGCUGCUCGGGCUGGAAAAAUGAUUUGCUCCGUUUUAGGGGAAAGUGCUGCGACGCAUAAAAUCUGUGUACAAAAGAAAACAGGCUUUUUAGAUUUGCUGUUAGACGAGAACGAAAAACCUGACAAUCCCUUAAGUGAUGAUCAAUUGCAAGCACAGGUUCAUACAAUUUUGCUUGCAGUCGUCGUCGUCGAUGUGGUGCAACGAAAAAAAAGUUCUUACAUUCUUCCGCAAAAUGUUGAAGUUGUGUUGCCAAUUAUAACACUUCAUCGAAAUCCAGAACUUUGGUCGAAACCAGCAAAGGUUGAUCCGGAUCGGUUCCUUCCAGAAAAGUCAAGAGACAGAAGUCCUUAUGCCUAUAUUCCAUUCAGUGGUGGGCCAAGAAACUGCAUUGGUCAGAAAUUUGCUUUACUUUCAAUGAAAACCAUAUUAACGGCGAUUUUCAGAAAGUGGAGGGUGAAAAGUGUAAAAACUUCGGACAUGAUUCAUUUCCACUUCUCGAUAACUUAUCGACCAACCGAAGUUUUCCUUUAUUUUAUUCCGAAAAAAUAACUAACUAGCGAAUAUUAUUAUGUCUUGCACAGUGUGGAUUUAUUUCUGAAAUUGAUUGCAAUAUGUUAU
Messenger RNA from Ooceraea biroi (clonal raider ant), 681 nucleotides. RefSeq names its product cytochrome P450 4C1. Gene Ontology annotation, molecular function: monooxygenase activity; oxidoreductase activity, acting on paired donors, with incorporation or reduction of molecular oxygen; heme binding. Lineage: Eukaryota; Metazoa; Arthropoda; Insecta; Hymenoptera; Formicidae. The record is from RefSeq and is a predicted model, not a curated record.